Molecule: messenger RNA, 6909 nt
Organism: Calliphora vicina (urban bluebottle blowfly)
Lineage: Eukaryota; Metazoa; Arthropoda; Insecta; Diptera; Calliphoridae
Gene: DNApol-epsilon255
Product: DNA polymerase epsilon catalytic subunit 1
Exons: 5
Coding region: 62-6838 (2258 amino acids)
Biological process (GO): mitotic cell cycle; base-excision repair, gap-filling; DNA replication
Cellular component (GO): nucleus; epsilon DNA polymerase complex
Molecular function (GO): nucleotide binding; single-stranded DNA 3'-5' DNA exonuclease activity; zinc ion binding
Source: RefSeq, a predicted model, not a curated record
UCAGAAAGUUUUGUUUUUUAUAGUUAUUUUUGUUAAUUAAUGUUACAUUAAAAUUUAAAUAAUGGAACCAAGUGGUGGUAAAAAAGUUUUACAAAAUACUGGAAAAUUUUUCUCAGAAACAAGAACAGAAGGAGAUGACUAUUUCAAUGAAGCCGGUUACAGGCAGUCAAGGGAAAAUGAUAAAAUUGAUUCCAAAUAUGGUUUCGAUCGUGUUAAAGAUGGUGUGGAGAGGACUGGGUAUCUCAUCAAUAUGCACACAACUGAAGUGUUAGACGAAGAUCGUCGCUUGGUGGCAGCGUUAGAUUUGUUCUUCAUACAAAUGGAUGGAUCUCGUUUUAAAUGUACAGUUGGCUACCAACCGUAUUUGCUGAUAAGACCUGAUGAAAAACAAGCUAUAGAAGUAGCUCGUUUUAUAAGUCGUAAAUAUGCAGGACAAUUGGUUAACGUCGAACAUGUUUAUAAAGAAGAUUUAGAUUUGCCCAAUCAUUUGUCUGGCCUUAAGCAACAAUAUCUAAAAAUAACCUUUCUAAAUCAAACGGCCAUGACAAAAGUGCGUCGCGAAAUUAUGGCUGCGGUACGAAAAAAUACCGAAAGGGAAAAAUCGAAUACAUAUUACUUGCAAAUGUUGGCUUCUUCCUUAGCCGCCAAUAGCACCAGCGAAGGUGGAGAUGCUAAAAAACAGUUAGAUUAUAUGGAUUGCAUAAUGGAUAUUAGAGAACAUGAUGUACCCUACCAUGUUCGCGUGUCAAUAGAUUUAAAAAUUUUCUGCGGUCAAUGGUAUAAUAUACGCUGUCGUAGCGGCGGCAUGGAAAUGCCCAUUAUAACUCCACGUCCCGAUAUACUUGAAAGACCUGAACCAGUAGUUUUGGCUUUUGAUAUUGAAACUACCAAAUUACCAUUAAAAUUUCCAGAUGCCCAAUCGGAUCAAAUUAUGAUGAUCUCCUAUAUGAUUGAUGGUCAGGGUUAUUUAAUCACAAAUCGUGAAAUCAUUUCAUCUGAUGUUGAUGAUUUCGAGUAUACACCGAAGCCCGAGUUUGAGGGAAAUUUUAUAGUUUUUAAUGAAGAAAAUGAAAUGCAUUUGAUACAGAAGUUUUUUGAUCAUUUAAUGGAAGUUCGGCCACAUAUCGUUGUGACGUAUAAUGGUGACUUUUUCGAUUGGCCCUUUGUUGAGACUAGGGCUGCAGUUUAUGAUUUGGACAUGAAGCAAGAGAUCGGGUUUUCAAAAUCAAGAGAAGGCACUUAUUUGUGUAGACCAUCUAUACAUAUGGAUUGUUUAUGUUGGGUAAGACGUGAUUCCUAUCUGCCAGUUGGUUCCCAAGGUCUGAAAGCUGUUGCCAAAGCAAAAUUACGUUAUGAUCCCGUUGAAUUAGAUCCCGAAGAUAUGUGCAAAAUGGCAGUAGAACAGCCACAAGUACUCUCUAACUAUUCCGUUUCGGAUGCUGUGGCCACUUACUAUUUGUACAUGAAAUAUGUACAUCCCUUUAUAUUCGCUUUAAAUACUAUUAUUCCCAUGGAACCGGACGAAAUUUUGCGUAAAGGUUCUGGUACUCUUUGUGAAACUCUACUUAUGGUGCAGGCAUAUCAUGCCAAUAUUGUAUAUCCAAACAAGCAACAAAGUGAACUUAAUAAACUCUCCAAUGAGGGUCAUGUUUUAGAUUCGGAAACAUAUGUGGGAGGUCAUGUAGAGGCUCUUGAAUCGGGCGUAUUUCGUGCUGAUAUACCAUGUCGUUUUCGUUUAGAUCCCAAUAUGGUUCAACAACUAAUGGAUAAUGUAGAUCGUGUAUUGAAGCAUGCUCUGGAGGUGGAGGAAGGCAUACCUUUGGAAACAGUUAACAAUCUGGACGAGGUGCAUAAGGAGAUAUGUCAAGCCUUAAAAGGUUUACAUGAUAUACCAAAUCGUUUGGAACAGCCUGUUAUAUAUCACUUGGAUGUGGGCGCUAUGUAUCCAAAUAUUAUUUUAACCAAUCGUUUGCAACCCUCAGCUAUGGUCAGUGAUACUGAUUGUGCUGCUUGCGACUUUAACCGGCCUGGUGCUCGCUGUAAAAGGAGUAUGGAUUGGAUGUGGCGUGGUGAAAUGUUACCAGCCUCUAGAAAUGAAUUUCAAAGAAUACAGCAACAAUUGGAAACAGAAAAAUUUCCACCAUUAUUCCCGGGCGGACCACAAAGAGCAUUUCAUGAACUUUCCAAAGAAGAUCAGGCGGCCUACGAGAAAAAACGUUUAUCGGACUAUUGCCGCAAAGCUUACAGGAAGACUAAAAUUACUAAAUUGGAAACAAAAAAUUCUACAAUUUGCCAAAAGGAAAACAGUUUUUAUGUGGACACUGUGAGAGCCUUUCGCGAUCGUCGUUAUGAAUACAAAGGCUUAACUAAAGUUGCCAAAGCUGCCGUCAGUGCUGCUAUAGCAUCCGCAGAUGCCUCGGAAAUCAAAGCCGCCAAGGGUCGAGAAGUUUUGUAUGAUUCGUUGCAGUUGGCGCACAAAUGUAUUUUGAAUUCUUUCUAUGGUUAUGUCAUGCGUCGUGGUGCUAGAUGGCAUUCUAUGCCUAUGGCUGGCAUUGUGUGUUUGACUGGUUCCAAUAUUAUUACAAAAGCUCGAGAAAUCAUAGAACGUGUGGGUCGUCCCUUGGAAUUGGAUACCGAUGGUAUUUGGUGUAUUUUACCUGGCUCUUUUCCGCAAGAAUUUACCAUUUUGACUUCGCAUGAAAAGAAAAAGAAAAUUAAUAUUUCUUAUCCGAAUGCGGUCCUCAAUACCAUGGUUAAAGAUCACUUCACCAAUGACCAAUAUCACGAAUUGGUAAAGGCCAAAGAUGAUUCUGGUGAACAGCCCGAAUAUACCAUAAGAGACGAAAAUUCUAUAUUUUUUGAAGUAGAUGGUCCUUAUUUGGCCAUGGUUUUGCCGGCGUCCAAAGAAGAAGGAAAGAAGUUGAAGAAAAGAUAUGCUGUGUUUAACUUUGAUGGCUCUUUGGCUGAAUUAAAGGGCUUCGAAGUAAAACGUCGAGGUGAAUUGCAGCUCAUAAAAAAUUUCCAGAGUUCUGUUUUUGAGGCAUUUUUGGCUGGUAACACUUUGGAAGAGUGUUAUGCUUCGGUAGCUAAAGUGGCGAAUUACUGGUUGGAUGUUUUAUAUAGUCGAGGUUCUAACUUGCCCGAUUCGGAAUUGUUCGAGUUGAUUUCAGAAAAUAAAUCUAUGUCUAAGAAACUGGAGGAGUAUGGAGCCCAAAAGUCCACGUCUAUAUCAACUGCUAAAAGAUUAGCUGAAUUUUUGGGAGAACAAAUGGUUAAAGAUGCUGGUUUAGCCUGUAAAUAUAUUAUAUCUCGAAAGCCCGAAGGAGCACCUGUCACCGAAAGAGCAAUACCUUUGGCUAUUUUCCAAUCCGAACCCAGUGUUCGAAGACAUCAUCUACGCCGCUGGCUAAAAGAUAAUACUAUGGGUGAUGCUGACAUACGAGAUGUUUUAGAUUGGAACUACUAUAUUGAACGUUUGGGAGGAGCUAUACAAAAAAUUAUUACAAUACCGGCAGCUUUGCAGGGUCUAUCAAAUCCUGUGCCCAGAGUGCAACAUCCCGAUUGGCUACACAAAAAAAUCUCUGAGAAAAAUGAUGUCUUCAAACAGCGUAGAAUCAACGAAAUGUUUACUUCCAGACCAAAGCCUAAGCCAGCCAUGCCUUCAUCCAGCAAUGACAGUGAAGCGAAAGAUGUAGAUAUAGCUGAUAUGGAAGACUUAUUAGGCGUAGAACAAACGACCGAUGGCAGGCCUAAAGUAACUAAACGACGUAGGGCUCACUCAGACGACGAAGAAAACGAGCCCAGCCAACCUGAGCAUACGUCUUGGCGUCAAGCUUUGGGCCAACCACCAGUCAUAGGCAAAACACGUAAAGAAAUAGUGGAGUGGGUUAAAUUCCAAAAGCUUAAAUGGGCUUGGCAAUUGGAAAGACGACAACGCUACACACAACAAAAUAAAAGGCAACGCAGUAAUAAUGCAAACAACGCACAAGAUCACAGAUCCUCCUCUAAGGGGGCCAUAUCUACAGCCACUUUGGGUGGAUUCCUGCGAAGAGCUCAGCGUUCGUUGCUAGAUCAAGUUUGGCAAAUAUUACAAAUUGUACCCGUCGAUGAUCUAGGACACUUCACAGUGUGGGCUAUGAUCGGAGAAGAAUUGCACAAAAUAAAAUUAAUAGUACCUCGUAUAUUCUAUGUCAAUCAAAGAAGCCAAGCUCCACCCGAAGAAGGCCAAAUGUGGAAGAAAGUAAAUCGUGUACUGCCACGUUCUCGACCCGUAUAUAAUCUAUAUCGGUACAGUGUACCUGAACAAGUUUUCAAAGACAAUUGCCUGGGAAUGUUGGCUGAUCUUGCAACUCCCGAUAUUGAGGGUAUUUAUGAAACUCAAAUGUCUUUAGAAUUCAGAGCUCUUAUGGACAUGGGCUGUUUGUGUGCGGUGCAACGUGAGGAAUCCAAAAGAUUGGCUAGUUUGGCCACUAAAGAUUUAGAAAGCUUUAACAUUGAGCAAUUAGAACAAAAGUCACAAGCACACAUAAAAUACCUACAAAGCUCUAAUGCUAAACUAAGGAAAAUAUUCCUGUAUCAACACAAUAUCCCCACUGCCAAGAAGGAAGUGUGGUCAAUUUUCCUAAUGGCGAGUAAAAAAGCCAUAGUUAUAGCUUUAGAUACUGUACGUACAAAUCAAAUGCCUAACAUGAAAAAUCUCUAUACCGCCGAGAGAUUAGCUUUGAUUAAGAAUUUACAAAAUCCCGAAGAUGCCGAAAAAAUACCAGCAGAAGAUUUUACAUUCGAAAUAUUCAUUGAAGUAGAUGUCAAACAGGUUUAUCGCCAUAUACAAAAGGCGUUGUCAACAUACAAGGAAGAAAAACGUGGCCCAACUGUAAUUUGCAUGCAAACGGCUUUAGAGGCGCGUAAACUGAGCAAUAACAUGCCAAUUUUAUUAGAUUUUGCACAAGCCCAGAUCCACAUAUCUGAUGAUGCUUCCCUUUUGUCGGGCUUGGAUUGGCAGCGACAAGGUUGUCGUGCAUUGGUGCGUCAUUUUUUAAAUCUCAACAAUGUUGUGGAGUUGAUGUUGGAUCAAUGUCGUUAUUUCCAUGUUCCAUUGGGCAAUAUGCCUCCAGAUACGGUGUUGUUUGGAGCCGAUCUAUUUUUUGCUAGAUUGUUGCAAAAACACAAUUUUGUUUUAUGGUGGUCUGCUACCACUCGACCUGAUUUGGGUGGCCGAGAAGCCGAUGACAGCAGAUUGUUGGCGGAAUUUGAGGAUAGUAUUACUGUGGUUCAAAAUCAAUCCGGAUUUUAUCCAAAUGUUUGCGUAGAAUUGGCCCUGGAUAGUUUGGCUGUAUCGGCUCUACUGCAGUCGACAAAGAUUCAGGAAUUAGAGGGUGCUUCCUCAGCCAUAACAUUUGAUGUAAUACCACAAGCUUCUCUAGAGGAAAUGAUAGGCACGGUACCAGCAGCCACUCUACCAAGUUAUGAUGAGACAGCUCUGUGCUCUGCAGCUUUUCGUGUUAUGCGUUCCAUGGUUAAUGGCUGGCUAAGAGAGGUGUCGAUUAAUCGCAACAUUUUCUCCGAUUUUCAAAUUGUUCACUUCUAUCGUUGGGUAAGAUCCAGCAAUGCCUUGCUUUACGAUCCUGCCUUAAGACGGUCCCUUAAUAACCUGAUGAGAAAAAUGUUCUUAAGAAUUGUAGCAGAAUUCAAACGUUUAGGAGCCAGCAUUAUAUACGCCGACUUUAAUCGCAUUAUUUUGUCCUCGGGCAAGAAAUCCGUCGCUGAUGCUUUGGCUUAUGUGGACUAUGUAGUGCAGUCCUUAAGAAAUAAAGAAAUGUUUCACUCUAUACAAUUGUCCUUCGAACAAUGUUGGGACUUUAUGUUAUGGCUAGAUCAUGCCAAUUAUUCGGGCAUAAGAGGUCGUUUGCCCAAAGGCAUAGAUGAGACGACACUUGGUGAUGUUACUGCAGCCGCAUUAGCGGCCCAAACGGAAGAUCGUUUAAAAAAUAGGGAUUCUCAAAAUUCCGAUAAUGAAGAUUCCGACAAUGAUGUCGUGGAAGUACCACGCGCCCCUGAAGAUGAUGAAAAUGCUGAAGACGAAGAACAAUUGUCGCUUGAGUUGAACUGGACCAUCAGUGAACAUUUGCCGGAAGAAAAUGAGUGCCGCGAAAAAUUCGAAGCCCUUUUAACAUUGUUUAUGCAAUCUUUAGCCGAACGUAAGACCACACAACAGGCCAUUAAAGAUAUUUCUCAUGCUGCAUUUGAUUUCAUUAUAAAAUUGCAUAAAAACUAUGGCAAAGGUAAACACAGUCCGGGUUUGGAUUUAAUACGUACUCUUAUUAAGGUGCUCAGUGUUGAUAAGGGUUUGUUAGAGGAUAUAAAUGAAUUGCGUCGAAAUAUGUUGCGUUUGGUAGGUGUUGGUGAAUUUUCCGAUUUGGCUGAAUGGAAAGAUCCUUGCGAUAGUUAUACUAUAUCUGAGGUCAUCUGUAAGGCGUGUAAUCAUUGUCGUGAUUUGGAUUUGUGUAAAGAUAAACAUCGCGCCAUGAAGGAUGGAAUCCCCGUUUGGUUGUGUGCCCAAUGCUUUGUGGCCUAUGACAAUGAAGAGAUUGAAAUGCGUAUCAUAGAUGUUGUCCAAAGAAAACUGAUGUCAUAUGUUUUGCAGGAUUUACGCUGUACACGGUGUAGUGAAAUAAAAAGAGAGAACUUGGCACAAUUUUGCACAUGUGCUGGUGAGUUUGCGCCACUAAUCUCAGGACGUGAAAUCGAUCAAUUACUGAGAACUUUCCGCAAGGUAGCAGAAUACCAUAAAAUGGAUUUGCUGCAUGAAACUGUUCAACAAAUUAUAAAUACUAGAUAAGAUAUGUAACAUGUAUUUUAAAAUGCAAAACAAAAGAACUGUAAAUAUAAGUUACAACUAUUUUUCGAAUA